CUGUUAAAAGAAACCGUAACAGGGUGGGUACCUAACAGAUUUGACCAUAGCGAGAAUCAAUCAGAGAAAGGGAAAAUUCAGAGACUGUCCUCUCAGUUUAAGCAUCAAUGUCACUCUUAAAUCAACUCUUCAACAGAGGAGUUUUUGGUGCUAAAUGCAAAACAUGUUUGACAUUGGCAAUCUCACGCAUCAAAUUGCUGCAAAAUAAAAGAGAUUUGCAGCUCAAACACAUGCGCAAGGAAAUUGCACAAUUUUUACAGGCUGGCCAAGAAGCAAUAGCUCGAAUUCGAGUGGAGCAUGUAAUUAGAGAGCAAAAUAUAUGGGCUGCAUAUGAGAUAUUGGAGCUGUUUUGUGAGUUUGUUCUUGCACGGGUUCCAAUUCUUGAUAGUCAGAAGGAAUGUCCAGCUGAAUUGCGAGAGGCUAUUGCAAGCAUAAUUUUUUCUGCCCCAAGAUGUUCAGAAGUUCCAGAUUUAUUGCAGAUCAAGAAUUUAUUUUCUGCAAAAUAUGGAAAGGAAUUUGUCAUGGCUGCUUCUGAGCUCCAUCCUGACUCUAGUGUCAACCGUGCAAUCAUUGAAAAGCUUUCUGUUAUCACUCCAUCAGCAGAGACAAGGCUUAAGGUUUUGAAGGAAAUUGCACAAGAAUAUAACUUGGAGUGGGAUUCUUCUAACACAGAAGCUGAGCUUGGUAAAAAGCAUGAAGAUCUUCUGGCUGGAUCAAAGCAAAUCGUAGCUGAAGCUGCACUUUCUCAAGCUCCUAUGAAAUUGAGCUCUCCUAAACCCUCACCUUCCAAUGGGGCAAGCCCUAUCAUCAAUACAGAUAGCAAGCAAGGAUCUCAGUAUCUUCAGCCUUCUAGCCCCAUGAGCAACAUGCCCUUGGUAGAUGCUAAUGAAAUUGAACCAACAAUCAGAAACCAUACUGCAGGCUCAGUUACUGAUGCUAAAAGAGGGACAACAUCACAGUCUUCUGAUGUCUUGGAGAGAGCUCGAGCUGCCAUUGCCUCUGCAGAGCGAGCAACUGCAGCUGCUCGUGCUGCUGCUGAACUAGUAAAUGUUGAAUUUGUUUCUUUGAAGCUAGAAACUAAGUCAACGUAGUGUGGAUCAUUGAUCUUCAACCACAGUUCUUGUGAUGCAUGUCUGUUGCUGCUCAAGAUUACAGAAGGAAGCAUGCAAAAAUGAAACCAAAAGAACGAAUAUGUACAUUACACAAUGCAAAAUAUCGUUAGAUGGAAGUUGUCAAGACAUCAAAGAGAAUACAGUAUGUCACAGUUCUUUUUCCUGAACUUUCUCUUCGCAGCCCAGAAAGCCCUGUGUUAUAUCUAUUCUCAUGGGUUUUUACUGCAAGUAUUUUCUCAUGACUAGGGAUUGAAAAUUAUUGGUUCUCUACAAUAAAUUCGAGGUUUCUUAAUCGAUGACCUGUAAUUUAAUAAUAAUUGAUUUAUUUUCAGAA
Molecule: messenger RNA, 1446 nt
Organism: Hevea brasiliensis (rubber tree)
Lineage: Eukaryota; Viridiplantae; Streptophyta; Magnoliopsida; Malpighiales; Euphorbiaceae
Exons: 6
Coding region: 108-1091 (327 amino acids)
Biological process (GO): protein transport
Source: RefSeq, a predicted model, not a curated record